UAAGCUGGCGCCAGAUAAAAACGAAUAUGGGUUAAUUUUAGUUUAUGUUUAAAAUGUUAAUUAGCACUAACACACCAGCUCGUCUUUAAUAACAGUUAAGUUUUGCCAGCUGAAUGAGCAGCUGAUCCAUUAGAAACAGCUGAGUGCGAGACCAGGCAAAACGUGGACGCCACAUAAACCACACAUACGUAUGUAUAUGAAUAUAUACAAUAACUACGAGUACGCAAUAUAAAUUUAUGAAUGGAGUUGCCAAAACAAAGGCCACACCAUGACAUCGGAGCGCUCUUCGCAGACGCGCAGGACUUUGUACGCAUCAGUGCUCCCAUGGUCAGAUACAGUAAGCUAGAAUUUAGAAGGUUGCUUCGCCAGAAUGGAGUGCAAUUGGCCUUUACUCCCAUGAUGAUUUCCGAUUCGGUAAACAACAGCGAAAAGGCCAGGCAAAACGAGUUUACCACUGGCCCAGAUGACCAGCCGCUCAUCGCACAGUUUGCCGCCAAGGAUGCAAUGGAAUUUGUCACGUCUGCGCAGCUCGUUUAUCCUUAUGUGGAUGGUGUCGAUCUUAACUGUGGCUGCCCACAAAGUUGGGCCAUUGCCAAAGGCUACGGCUGUGGUCUGUUGCGCCAGCCAGAGCAAGUUCGGGAUGUUGUCCAAUGCUUGCGGCGAACGUUGCCAACGGAUUUUAGCGUAUCGGUCAAGAUGCGUUUGUUGCAAAGCAGCGACAGCCGGACAUCAUUGCAAAGAACGAUCCAGCUGGCACAGCAACUGGAGCACUGUGGUGUCACAUUCUUGACGUUGCAUGGACGUACGCCGUCACAGAAGCAUUCCAAGGACACGCUUAACGUUGCGGCCAUGGCAGAGGUGUGCCAAUCGCUGCAAAUUCCGCUUAUAGUCAAUGGUAAUGUGGAAAGCUUUCAAGAUGCAUGCGAACUGCAUGCCAAGACACAUGCAGCGGGCGUUAUGGCUGCACGUGGAUUACUCGCCAAUCCGGCGCUCUUCAACAGCGACUAUCCGCAGGCCACAACGACUCCCAAGGCCUGUGUGCAGCAGUGGCUGGACAUCGCCGAGUCGGCUGGUGACCACUUGCAGUUUCAGUGCUUCCAUCACCACUUAAGCUUCAUGUGGAGCAGCGAAAUGAAACGUGCAUUGCGUGUCCAGUUCAAUAGUCUGAGCAGCAAAUCGCAAGUGCUGCAGUUUCUGGCCGAGCACUAUGAUCUGCGUCCAAAUGCCACCAGUUCAGCGCAGCCGGCAACCUACACAAAUUGUUCGUACUCCCAUUUCACACCGCCCAAACAUGCCCGGCACCUGGCUGCCGAGGCGGAGGAAAGCUGUUGGAACUCGGAGAGCGAUGGCAAAUAUUUUACAGAGUUUAAAACCCAACAACAGUCCCGCGAAAAGUUGGAGGAUCUCGACCUAGGUGGUCUGUUUGUAGACGAGGACUGAUGUUUGUAAAAUAAUUAAGCUAGUAAUAAGGUUACUUGUGGCACUGAAUGUUUUCAAACUAAAGA
Molecule: messenger RNA, 1505 nt
Organism: Drosophila novamexicana
Lineage: Eukaryota; Metazoa; Arthropoda; Insecta; Diptera; Drosophilidae
Gene: Dus4
Product: tRNA-dihydrouridine(20a/20b) synthase [NAD(P)+]-like
Exons: 1
Coding region: 241-1440 (399 amino acids)
Biological process (GO): tRNA processing
Molecular function (GO): flavin adenine dinucleotide binding; tRNA dihydrouridine synthase activity
Source: RefSeq, a predicted model, not a curated record